AUGUCUUACAACAACGAGUACAACAGCAACAGCAACGACGAGUACAGCAGUACUGGUCGCCAAGGUGGCCUCAAUGAUAGAACUACUGGCUCAGGAGCCUACGGCAACCAAGACUCGAGCUACGGCAGCGACAACUUGAACUCUGGCAGCGGUCUGGGCCGUGAUCAGUACAACCAGUCCUCCAACUAUGGCUCUAGCGGCCGAUCCGACGACAUUGCCGACCGCGGUACCCUUGGCAGAGACGAGUACUCUGGUGGUUCUGGACUUGGAAGAGAUGAGUACUCAUCAACCUCCGGCCGUGACACCUAUGGUUCCAACACUGGUUCCACUGGAGAGCGCCUGAAGGAGGGUGCAAGAGACACCUUUUCAUCUGGAGACAACUACGGCUCGAACACAACUGGUAGCUCAAACUACGGUUCAUCAAGAGGUGACAACUACGAAUCUGCUGGUCUUACUGGAUCCAGCGGUCUUCAUCACCACACCACCGCCGGUGACCGCAUCGGCGAUGAUGACUUGAAGCCCAGCCACGGCCUCGAGAGAGAUACACACCACUCCACUGGUGGCAACUACGCUUCCCAGGAUACCGACUACGGUUCAGGUACUACCGGCGGUGCAGGUUUCGGCAACAAGUCAACCUCCGGCCGUGACACCUUCGACGACUCAAGCAACACCCGCUUCGGCUCAUCCACUGGUACUGAUGCUUACUCGGGUAGCAACGAGUACGGCAGUGGCGUGACUGGAGGUGCUGGAUACGGCAACAAGUCUUCUGGCCGUGACGAGUUCAACGACUCGAGCGAUACUCGCUUCGGCUCUUCCACUGAGACUGGAGCUUACUCCGGAAGCAACGAGUACGGUAGCGGCUCGACCAGCGGUCCUGGUUACGGCAACAAAUCUGCUGCCCACUCCGCUCAUGACAACAACGAGAAGUCCGACAAGAAGAACGACUCGACAGCCGGGAAACUAAUGGAGCGCCUUGGCGGUAUGAUGAAGAACGAGAAGAUGGUCGAGAAGGGCGAAGCCAAGCGUGAGGCUGCUGGCGCCAACGCAUCGAGAAAGAUUAUGCUUGAUAUCAAGCAAGAAAGCGAGUCCGAGGAUGAGGAGGAUGCCGGAUUGAACCUUAUUACCAGGCUGAAGAAUAUGGGCAUUGGAGAAGACGACGACGACGACUUGAAACUGCAGAUCUUGACGCACGAUACCCUUCCUUCAGAGCUCUUCUACCAGGGUGAAAGCCCCGAUCUAUAUAAGAGCGACGCAUCUGCCGUUACCGACGAAUACCGAGGCCAGGACCUACCUCUGAUGGCUGGAGAGAAGAAAGACCAGAAGAUACUGCUAAGGAGUAAUGCCGUGGCCACGACAUGGUUCAGGCCACCGAACAAGGACGCUACCAUGCAUUCUUUCGGUCAAAUCUGGAACAACGGACAGCGCAACUACGUUAGAAUGCUGCUUCAUCCCAAUUCGCAGUUCCCAAGCGUCGAGAUCUUCGUUUCCAGAGAAGGCAGGCACGACGCAUCAGUCUCGAUCUUCGCAAACAGCAUCAUGCGCCAUGCCAGUUCAAGCUCAAUAGGCUUUGCUCUCUCCAGUGCACAUCACAACCCCGGCAAGUUGAGCAUCGAAGAAGACACUGCACGACCCGAGUAUGAGACUGAGCUUGGAACGUUGAAGCAGAGUGGAUUUCUUGUUCAAGUUCAGCUGGACCUACUCCACGAUUCACACCAUGCAGUUCCAGCAGCCGGUCCGCUGUUGGCAGAGCCGAUAUGGCGCAACAUCAAACAGGAGGAGGUAGACUCUUUGACCACGAAACUCAGACUGCGCAUCGACGGACAUCCCAACCCACCACCCAUGACCGACGCUGAACUCUUGAUCGCAUCUUUCCAAAUCAACAACAAGUUCGUGUUCAGUCGCAGAUUGGGCGGUACUCCUGAAGACUGCAAGAGGCUGUUCGACUUUAUGGAAGCAUCCAUGUUCAUGUGUUGUAAAUACAACAACCUUUGGUUCUAUGAACUGCAGGUGUCCGGGAGAUUGGCGGAUGCCAGCAUGAAGAACAUAAUCUUCAAGUCUCCUCGUUGGAUGUGGACAAGACUUGUGGGCGAGACCGAUGCCUCUGGUAAUGUCAUCAAGGCCACCGCGAUUGACUGGACUGAGUUUGCCAUUCCGACAAUAACACCCGAUGUUGAGACGGCUUCAAACAUCACUCGACUGAACAUCAGCCGCGAAACUAACGCCAUGGCCGACAGACAGCAGCAGUGUUUCGAUGAACAUGCCUUUGCAAUAGUUGGGUACUUCAACCGAGAUCCUCUGAGUCCUGGAUACUACCGGGUGGAUAUCGAUUGUCCGAUGCAGGGCACGACAGGGAACAAAGACACUCUUGUUCCUGAGCCAAGGACCCACGUUGCUCUCAGAACCCGCGAUGGCUCUGUGUUCAGAGGCAUCUUCGGCCCACAAUUUUGGGACAAGAGCAAGAACAUCUGCCUGUACGUUGACCUUGAAUCAUCUGUUGUUGACGAAGACUUCAAAAAGCCCAAGUUAGUCAGCAUCGACAUGAACAGGGACACAAGCCAGGCCGAGCGUCAGCACAGCGCUGCUGCACAAGUUAGAUGUGGCCCAUCGCGCGCUGAAGGAGACGACCAAUAUCCUGACAUCGCUCACUUUUACAUGUCUGCGCCGCAAACCAUUUUCAAUAACAACAGGUGGGUCAACACCAUGUCCAAGGCGCAGGAAGAUGAAUUUGUGAGUGAAGGAGCCGAGGAAAGUGACGAGGAGCAACAAUCUCUCAAGAAAUCGUUUGUUGAGUCCACCACCGGCAUCAGCACCCUGAUUGGCCCUCCUGGCACUGGUAAGACGCACAUUGUUUCCAACUUGCUGAAGGACUAUUUGGAAACGAACCGCAUCCACCGUCCCUAUGAGCGAUGCCCUAUCGUUGUGAUGGCACCCACAAAUGCCGCAGUCGACAACAUCUUGCAGAAGAUGAAAGACUUGACUAAAGAUUCGCCCAAGCCUUACAACUUUGUUAGAUUCAGGGGAGCAAGUAUCACACCGGAGGUUACCGCAGCUCCAUUGCAAAAUGGCGAGGCUGUAACCAAUAAAUUGGAGACUGCUCUCUGGGAAUUGGUAGAAGGCCAAAAGACUAUGAUUGCUGCCAACGAUCCACUUGGUGAUCUGGAGUACCACAAAACGUUCAGUAACAUGGUCGUCAAGCUACUUGCGUCGGAGGACGACCCGAUGCAUGCCACCGCCAUCAAGUUUGCGUUAGCAAAGCGACAGACCAAGGCUCCUGGUAUUUCCAAGAACGAGAGACGACUGGCCUACGAGCAGCUUGACAACGCAAAGGCGGAACUCUUACACCACUUCUGGAGCGACGUCGACGGCGUUUUCGUUACUCUCAUUGACGCGGCACAUCCAGACCUCCGUACCCACUUCAAACCCAGACUGGCCGCUAUUGACGAGGCUGCCUUGGCUCCGCUUCCAGACAUGUUGACGGGACUUGUCGCAUUCUGGGACAGCCUCUGGCAUAUACUUCAGUCAGGAGACCCCGCACAGCAGCGUGGCAGACCUCUUGCUGAAGGCCACAACGAGUUCGCUCGAUUCACGCGAGAUUCUAUCAUGGAGCGUAUCAAGACAAACCGACUCCAUGGACUCGACUUCGUGCAGUUAGUCUUGCAGUACCGCAUGCAUCCAGAGAUCAGCAAACUCAUCAGCGAAGGCUGGUAUAACGGCACUCUGAAGAACCAUUGCUCAACCGAGGACAUGACCCCUGACGCGGUGACUGCCAUGAGCUUCUGCUCUUCUCGUUUUGGCGCUGCAUACGAUGGCUGGCGCGUGAUCGCGAUUGACAUGAGCGGAGACAACGCCAGGUCAAAGAAUUAUAACGGCGGCAGCUCCCUUUUCAACCCCAAGGAAGCAGACACUCUCGUCGAGUUGGUCAGGGGCAUGUUGGAGACGGAUGCUCCUGCCCAGGGACGAAGGCUGGAACCGAAGGACUUCCUCAUCACAUGCUGGUACGCAGGAAUGGAGACAUAUCUUCACCUCGUUCUCAAACGCGCAGGACUCUUGGGCAAUGUUGACAACAAGCUGAACGUACGAACUGUUUCCGGCUGUCAAAGUGAAGAGGCCGAGAUCCAAAUCAUCGCUUUCUGUGUAAACAGACCUGAGAAGCCCAUGUCCACAAGAUUCAUCAGCAAGAAGCACAGUAUGAAUGUGGCCUUGUCAAGAGCCAAGCACAUGCAGAUCCUAGUCGGUAACUUCACCGAAUGGAUGCAGGCUCGCGUUGAUGGUCACAAUUCCUGGAAGCGCAAUGGCGCCAACCAGUACCUAGGGAUGCUGCUUGACAGUCUUUGCACCAAGUCUUCCGCCACGCCUUACAAGGUCAUCGCGCGAGAGGACUUCGAGGCUGGCCUGAAGGGCACCGCCAUCAAACAGUCUACUUUCAAAGACAAGAUCAGAGUCAAGCCAAGCAGAAAGUUCACCCAAGCUUUUGAAAGUACAGAUGAGAGAUGGGUCGAAAAGACAACAUUGGCUAAGAGACCCAAGAUUGAGGAAUCAGGAUCCGUGGGAGAACAGCAGGUUGAGAAUAAAGAGGCCAGUGUCCAAACCCUCGGCGAGAAAACUAAGCGCGGUACACGCGGAGGAAAGAAGAAUAAGCGCGGGAGUAAUUAUGGUAAAGGUGGUGGUCGAAGUGGAAGAGCAUGA
Molecule: messenger RNA, 4686 nt
Organism: Aureobasidium pullulans EXF-150
Lineage: Eukaryota; Fungi; Ascomycota; Dothideomycetes; Dothideales; Saccotheciaceae
Exons: 6
Coding region: 1-4686 (1561 amino acids)
Molecular function (GO): helicase activity
Source: RefSeq, a predicted model, not a curated record